AUGUUCAGGGUGCCAUCUAACUGUCGCUUCGAGGUUGACGAUUUUGAGCAACCGUGGUCCUAUAUUCGGCCAUUUGACUUCAUCCACGGGCGAGAGCUCGAAGGUGCUAUUCGCAAUCCCGACCAAGUUUUUAAUCAAGCAUACGACAACCUAAAGCCAAACGGAUGGUUCGAGAUGUCGACUAUGGAACCGACGACCUAUUCUGAUGAUGGCACGGACGUCAGAGCGACCUCCAUGGUAGAAGCCAUUAAACACAUGCACGAAUCAUCAAAGCUGUUCGGAAAGGACCUGAUGUCAUCGUUAACGUGGAGGCAACGGAUGGAGAAGGCCGGGUUUGUCAAUGUCAAAGAGGAGAUUUACAAGUUGCCCCAAAGUCCCUGGCCGAAAGACCCGAAACUCAAAGACCUCGGCCGAUAUCACCAACUCAACAUGUUGGAGGCUAUGCCCCCAUAUACCUAUGCAUUGCUUACGAGGGUACUCGGGUGGAACCGGGUCGAGAUUGAGGCACUAUUAGCAGGCGUACGCCAGGAGUUGCGCGACCUGUCGAUCCAUCUGUAUACAAAGGUGCAUGUUGUGUAUGGGCAACGACCUGAAUAA
This is a messenger RNA of Penicillium lagena, 597 nucleotides long. RefSeq lists its product as uncharacterized. Bases 1 to 597 code for a protein of 198 amino acids. The transcript has 2 exons. The record is from RefSeq and is a predicted model, not a curated record. NCBI's taxonomy places the organism in Eukaryota, Fungi, Ascomycota, Eurotiomycetes, Eurotiales, Aspergillaceae.